Molecule: messenger RNA, 285 nt
Organism: Auanema sp. JU1783
Lineage: Eukaryota; Metazoa; Nematoda; Chromadorea; Rhabditida; Rhabditidae
Source: the annotation of a GenBank genome assembly
AUGUUUGUCCAAACGUGUUGCUACGUCAUCACUAGCGAAUGCGACAUCAGACGUGAGAAAUACUUCUUUUCGCGUGUCUGUUUAAAACGUUCUCAAAAUUAUUUGAAGCGAGGGCUGAGGCUAGAAGAGAGGAACGUUCUCCAGAGAACUAAGAUCUUACCAACCGUUUUCAAUUCAUGUUUUGCAUUUCUGGUGGAACAUCAGUUCAUCAGAUACGAGCACAGCUCUCGUAUCACUAACAGAAAACUGUUCUGUUUUUCCAAGUUCGUAGUGAAGAAGAAAUGA